CGUCUCUCCAUUACAGUUUGCAACGGCAAAAGUCGGCGUUUGAAGCCAGUUUGAAGGAGAGUCGGCGAGUCAAACCGCUACCACUAUAAUUAUUUUGGAAAAAAUCAUUCAAAGAAGACGCCAACGAUAUUUCAAGUUGACAAUAAAUGAUCCUUUGUAAAAAACCACAGUGAAAAAUGUUCAAUUCCAAGAGUUCGGUGGAUCGUCACGUUCAGGAGUUGUUUCGGAAAGUGACGGAGGAGAAGGAGCGUAAUCUUCGAUGCUACAACAUUGCAAAGCUCUACUACCAAGUGGGCGAUUACGAAUCAGCCCGGAGAUAUGUCUUCAGUUAUCUAGAAGUAAAAAGUGAAUCAAGUGGUGCCCACAAACUGUUGGGUCAGAUCUACGAGGCCCUGGGGCAGAAGGAAGCUGCCCUUGCUGAAUUCAAGCAAUCCCUUGAACUGGAGGCACGUCAAGACGAUCUCGUCCUGAAGGUCUGUGAAUUAUUAUCUGAGAUGGAGAUUGGCUUGGACGUUAACAGAAUAAAAUACUGGGUGGACAGAGCGAGUGAAAAAUUCUCCCACAAUCCAGUUGUUUUCCAACUAAAAGAGAAGAUGCUCAUGGCAGACAGACCCAACGGGGCUGAUGGCGACCUGGAAGCCCUCAUUGCUUCGGAGUUGUCGGCACGUCCCUCAGAUGUAAACCUUAGGGUGAAGCUCUUGAACCACUACCUCUCAAAAAACCAUCUGGAUGAGGCGUACAAGCACGCCCUAGAGGUGGAGUCGACUUACGUCCACCGAGACAGUCUCGUCUGGUACGAGACACUCUGCACAGUCUUUACGAAAUUCAAGGAGCAACGUCAGCCAAAAUCCUCCUUCUGGAUUCCUUACAUUUCGUCCUUAGAGCGUUAUGCAGCCCUGGCACUGAGAGAGCAUGGAACACCUGUGAAAACCACUCAGGAGUCAGCAGCGGCUGUCUUCAAUCUUGACCAGGCCCUCACCCUAGCUAAACUCCAGAAUUUCCAGACUAGCGCUUCGUUCAUCGAUCAGAUGUUUACCCAUAUGUUCGGACAACUCAACUACCACAUGGCAUGCCUCCUCAUUCGUAGAACUAAAAGGGAGCAGGGCAGUUGGAACGAGACUGGGCGACUCUGCAGUCCACUUCUGUUGUCGGCCAUUCAUUCACCACCUCUGGACCACACCGGGCCCUCCAUUGUUUCUAUGAAGGAUCCCAGCAAGUCUCUGGCUCAUAUUUGGCAUCGAGAGGGCGCCUAUCGAGUCUCACAAGCAUCACAUGUACUUCAAGACUACUCUAGAGAGGAUGCUAAACGCUUGCUUGAUAAAGUCGACAAGUUCUGUAUAGGUUCCUGGAGGGAGCGCAUCUACCAACGAAUAUUCACCUCAAAUCCCCACAUAGCAAUGAUGUCGACCUCUUACUUUGCCAAUAAUAACUCAUCGCCUCCACCCCUCCGUCUCCUGGUUUCGUCAGACGUUAAAAAAUGGGACGAAGUUUCGGAAGAGGUAUACCCCUCAUCACUCCACCACCACGUAUGGCUUGGACUAGCGAACAAGCCUCAUUCGCGUAGAAAUAUGGAGAUGACAGCACUCUACCCCAACCAGACCUGCCACAUCUUCCCAGACCUCCAGUUCUCCGCUUACAACCUGAACCAAGCAGUCCCAGACAGUUUAGGACGCUUGGACAUUGACGCCUUCCUCAAUGCCACAAUUCUCUGCUCAUCCGUAAUCGUCCAAGAGCAGCAGAAGAGCGGCUUUCUGAACAGAGAUCGAAUGCCAACGCUACCAGCAGAUACGACGAAUUUACUGUGCAGUGGGAAUCAGGAAAAAUGGUGGACAUCAGUGUGGCGAAUGUAUAAGAAGCCUGACAGCAUCUCUGGUGAUUUAAUGGAGCUUCGUCAGGAGAUCCAGAGGGGCCUGGAGGUGAUCAGGUGCAUUGGAAACCACGGACUGCACGUCAACAUUAUCAUCCACCUGGCAAGGAUGUUUCAGUAUCGAGCAAAGGAGCUGCACACGAAGGACAAAUUUCACCCGGAUAUUCCCAUGUUGGAGGCCAGAUCGGAGCUGUACUGGGAGACGUCGGUGCCCCUGGUAGAGCGCCUCAUCAACAACCAGACGAUCCGGUCUACCAGCACUAAAAUCUUUGAUUAUCAGGGAAAGGAUAUGAACAAUUUGGAGUUGAGUAAUGCCCUUGAGGAGGGUAGAUUGGUGGUGGCUAAAAGACUGUUGCGUGAGAAGCGUCAGGAGCAGGCAAUGGAUGUUCUUCAGGCCCUUAAGUGCCCUGAGGCGUCUUAUCUGCAGGCAGAGAUCUACAAGACCUUGGCUAAUGAUCUGAUUGGGUCCCUUCCGAAGGAGAGUUUAACAUCUGCAAUCAGAUCUCAGCACGUUGUGCUACUGGCUAAAGCCAGAGAUUGCUACUACCUAACGUUGGAUAGAUUGAGAACACCAGGAGUGAAUCCUCAUCACCCUCUCAACUCAGAGCUAGGCACCAAGAUCUCGAGUAUUGAGAAUGAUCUUAAGAGGAUCGAUCCAGACUUGCAUAGAAAUGAUUUAAAUCGACAUGAUUGUGAUGUACUAUCAGAGGACAGUUAUUCAUCAGCACAGAGUGGAGCUGAUCAACCAAUAAUGAAUUCUUUGAACCACGGAGGAACUAUCAACACCCCCCAGAGGCACAGCCAGAGGACUCCCAAGCAGUCUAGCACACCUAGGCAUCAGCAUCACGAUAUUCUGGAGCAUUCACGUUCGAGAAUUCAGUGGGAGGCUCGUCCUAGUCCCGAGAGACUUGACGCCCAAAUUAGGCAGCUAGUGUACGCAAAAGACCACGUGUCCCAGACGAUUCUCGAGCAAAAUAAGUCCAUCCUGGAGAGUAUCAAAAGCCUGGUGGACUCCAAUAAACAGCUAAAGGAAAUGAUCGAACAAUUGAAACGAGAGUUUUCUGAUUUUCGUAAAGAGAGUCACAGCAAUCCGAAGAAAACUACAAGGUCGACAAUUCCUGAGGAUGAUUACUAUGCGGUCGAAGGUGACUAUUCAGACAUGAAUUACACUCAACCAGUUGGAAAUAUUCCACCAGCGGCUCCAGUACCUCUAACACCCCAUCAAAUUCCAGGGAAUUUAUUUGCAAAUCACAGACACUAUUCACCACUUGUUUAUCCAACUCCAGGACUACCAGGGUAUUAUCAGGGUGGAUUGCCCUUCAACGAUCAGAGUCAUCAUCUACCGAAUAUGUAUCCAAGCGUUUACCCAAUGGGAUCGUACCCACGACCUCCAGUCGAUCAGAACUUGGGUAUUCAGCCGGGAAUGUUUCAGCAAGGUCUCUUCCAGAAUCGAUUGAUGGAUAUCGUCUCACCCCAGACUGUUCAGGGCCCUCCUCUCACCAUGCAGCUCCAGAACUUGGAUUUGUCGAGGGUAGAUCCGGCCCCCCAACAGUUCCCAGUCAUCAAGGAUGCUCCUGUGAACAAGGUGCCUCCAACGAACGUCGUCAUCACGACAUCAGACACUCUUCCAACAUCAGCGCCGCCAGUUCAGCCAAUUCUCAGUGUCAACAUUCCCCCUCAGCACAGAAACGUCGGUAUCUCCAGCGUUUCGACAUUGGCUACUAGCAGUGGCAAUCAAUCAACUCCACACAACUACCAGAUCUCCAUGCCCUCACACGCCAAUAUCCCGACGACUGUUAAUCUCCCACCACUUGCAGCAUCAGUCACCAAUACCAUAGCAGCUGUCUCCAUACAGGAAAAGUCCAAAAAUACGAGUAUCUUAUCAACAGGCUCCCACAAUUCAUCGAUCGAAGCCGUUGAAGUCGAGCAUGAUCCUAUCCCUGACUUCCAGCCAGUCAUUCCUCUUCCUGCUGAGGUAAAGGUCACCACUGGAGAGGAGAACGAGGACACUUUAUUCGUUGCACGUGCUAAAUUGUUCAGAUUCGUGGAAAAGGAGUGGAAAGAACGAGGUGUUGGCAAUGUCAAAUUGCUGAAGAAUAAAGAAGGAAAGGUUAGGCUGCUAAUGAGACGAGAUCAAGUUCUGAAGAUCUGCGCCAAUCACAUGCUGACACCUGAGAUGGAGCUAUCACAGAUGCCCAAUAACGAUAGAGCGUGGAUAUGGGUGGCAAAUGAUUUUGCUGAUGAGGAGGUGCGGUUAGAGAAGCUCUGCAUCAAGUUCAAGACGGCUGAGGAGGCACAGGACUUCAAAAAGAGCUUCGACAACGCCAAGACGACCAUGACAGUGGCAGUUAAACCAGCUCCACUGGUUGUUGGUGGAUUUUCAUUCACGAAGACUCCAGUCAUCCAGCAGACAUCUGUCGAGGAGCCGAAAACCCCGAAGCAGAGUGAGCAACCAGCCAAGCCCAGCCCCUUCGCUGGGUUCUCUUUUUCCAAGUCCCAAUCACCAACGACACCAAGCGGAUUUUCCUUCGGUAAGACUGACACUAAGCCAUCACCUCUGGCGUCUAGUUCUUUGUUAUCAGGUCAGACUAGUGAUUCGAAGCCCGUAGAGAUUACUGAGGUGUCUGGACAAAUCACUGGAGACAAUGUGGUGAUUCUCUUUGAUAAGUCAGCUGUUAUCCUUCGAUGCAGUAAAGACGGUCAAUGCAAGGAGCGCGCUGUUGGUCUCUUGAACCUCGUCUUGGAGCCUAAUACUGGAAAUUUGAAAAUUACGAUGACAACGCCUGAUAAAAAGAUGGUCUUUCCACCCAGCAUCUCCCUGGAACCCACGCAGUUUGGAGGUAAUCCAAACAUUGUGAAUUGGACAUCCCAAGAGUCCUCUAUAACAGGAAAGCAAGAAUGCUACUCACUAUCCUUGCCGGAAGUCGCCGACGCCUCUCAAUUCCGGGAUAUUCUCUCGGGUCUUCAGAAAAUAAUCACUGACGACAGGAUUCCUCAACAGAAUAUCUCUCGUAUCGAUAAGACUGUGAAGGUCAGCCUGCAGAAGAUCCAGCCAUCGUUGGCAGAAAUGUUCAAGCCAGCUGCUGGCUCCUGGGAAUGUUCUUCGUGCUACACCAGGAAUGCUCCAACAGCUUCAAGCUGCAUAUCCUGUGCGGCGCCGUCCGGAAAAUCUGAGAAACCAGCACCAUUAUCAUCAGUGCCCCUGUCUGAGUUGUUCAAGCCAGCGCCAGAUUCCUGGGAGUGCAUGAGCUGCUAUACGAGGAAUACCAAGUCUGAUCAGUACUGCGUGGCUUGUGAAGCUCCCAGCGAUCCGUCCCUACCUCCAAAGACCAAAACUGGUGGGUUUGGGCUGGCUCCAACUGCAUUAACACCAGCAUUCACGUUUGGAAUACCUCCAACGAAGGAUAAGAAGGAGACUGUGGCAGCUCCUAGCUUCCAAUUCGGUGCAUUCACCUUCGAAUCUCCGAAAGUGGAGGACAAGACCUCGAGCGAAACCAAGAUUUUCCCAUCAUUCCAAUCUAAGCCACAGGACUUCAUCUUCAGCACUCAGAGUGUUGAAACUCCAUCAAAAAGCUCCUUCACAUUUGGCUCCCCUGGGAAAUCUUUUGAUUUCCAGUUUCCAGGUAAGUCCCCUGUCAAGUCACCAGGGGGUGACGUGAGUGAAGACGAGGUACCAGAGAGUGAAGACGUCUACUUCGCGCCAGUGAUUCCCCUCCCGGAGAAGAUCGAGGUAAAGACCGGAGAGGAAGACGAAGAAAUACUGUACACCCACCGUGCCAAACUCUUCAGAUUUGAUGGAAAUACGAAGGAGUGGAAGGAGCGAGGACUAGGUGAUAUCAAAUUGCUGAAGCACAAGGAGACCAACAAACUGAGGCUGGUGAUGAGGCGAGAGCAGACACUUAAAUUGUGCCUCAAUCAUCUAGUAUCUAGUGAUGUAGAAUUGACUCCGAAGGGCGACAAUACCUGGAUAUGGAAUGCUGCUGAUUACAGUGAUAACGAGAUUGAAUACGUCCAGUUGGCUUGCAGAUUUAAGACCUCUGACAUAGCUCAGCAGUUCAAGACGGCUGUUGAGGAGGCUGUGGCUGGAGAGAGUACGAAGGACGAGUGCCCGAAGAUGUCGAAAUCCUCUAGUGUUGGCUCAGCCCAAGAUAUUCAAGUUGUUUAUGAGUUGAAGGUUACUGAUGAGGAGAAGGAUGCUGCCUUGAAGCUCCAGCUGCCGGAGAAUUUCUAUGCUUACAAGCAGAAGGAGGACUGCCCUGGUUGUCUUGGUUGCAAGGAGCCUGAUGUCCCUCUGUUCGAUGCCCAGAAUAAGGCAGAUUCAAAGGAUGAUGAAGCCUCUGAAACUACUCCUACUAGCCCAAUGUCCAUUAAAUUAGCUGCCCCGAAACUGACGCCCCUUCAGCGCUCCGCUGAUGAGACCACCUCUCCCACGAGCUCCACAACAUCCAAAGACUCAAAGAUGUCUCCCUUCAGCUCCACUGGAAUAGUUCCAGUCAGUUUCAGCAAUAAGCCUCCAUUCGUCUUCGGACAGAAGCCAAAACUGGAAGAUCUUGAAAACGUUGGUAUCUGCACUCCCGACAAUAUCCUCACAUCAGUAUACUUUGGAAAAUCCAGUUCCACGAACACAGGACCCAUCUUUGGGGAUCAGCCACCAAUAUUCGGUUCGACAGUUCAAUCGAAGACCAUGUUUGGUGGCUCUGGGAAGAUUGAUUCCCCUGGAUUUAGCAGCGGCUUCGCCAGCACCUUUGGUAAGCCUCAAAUUCCAGAACCCGUUUUCGGGACUGUCUCCCAGGACACCCCAAUGUCUUUCUCAAAUCCCUCUGAAUCCAAAUCGAUAUUUGCUGGAACAAAUUCAUCAGCAUCUUUGAAAACCAUCAACGACACUAGUAAAGUCUUCGGCUCAGACAGUCCCUUUGGUUCAAAGCUCUCCUUCGAUAGUCUGAUCAACUCCAAUGCUUCCACCCCCUUUACGAACCCGUUUGGAACCUCAAAGCCACCAGAGAAUCCUUCCCAAACAAUUCUAGAUAAAGAUUCAAAAAAGAACGAAGUGAAUUUCUUGAAGUCUGACAACACCGUGACCUUCAGCGCCCUAGCAGCCACUACUACGCAGAAUGCCUUCAAGAUGGAUCCCCUUUUCUCAUUCGCCGGAGCUGGACAAUCGGUAUUCGGGUCCAAGACACCCAACUCGAGUAUGGCUGUCUCCAGUGCCAACAGCAGUAUCUCUGGUGUUGAUCAGAAGAAGAAAGUUGAGGAGGAUGAGGAAGAGAAUCCUAGUAACGAUGGACAAGAAUACGACCCCCACUAUGAGCCCAUCAUUCCCCUGCCGGAUGCUAUCGAAGUGAAAACUGGUGAAGAAGAAGAGGAGAAAAUCUUCGGGCAGAGAGCAAAGCUCUACAGGUACGAGUCAGAGUUGAAGGAGUGGAAGGAGCGAGGAACAGGGGAAAUGAAGGUUCUCCAUCACGCUGGACAGGGGACCUAUCGUCUGCUCCUUCGUCGCGAGCAGGUCCACAAGGUUGUUUGCAAUUUUUUGAUAACGCCUGAUCUCGAGCUACAGCCAUUGUGCACCUCUGAUCGUGCUUGGGUCUGGGCUGGGAUGAAUUUUGUUGAGGAGACACUGGCUGUUGAGAAGCUCGCUGUGAAAUUUAAAAAUCCUGAGAUUGCUGACCAGUUCAAGGUCGUUGUGGAGAAGGCCCAGGAGGAGUUGAGGGCCAGGGGCAUCAGCCAACCACAGAUUGAUGAGCAUGAAGAACAGGGGGAGGAGGGCGAGGACGACGAGGAUAUCCAUUCGUUGAUGUACGAGAACGAGGCAAGUCUUAUGUUCAUGGACGAAGGUAAUGCUGAGUGGAGGAGUGUUGGAACGGGUCAGGUGAAUAUGGUUUAUGAUUCUGAGGUCUACGGCGUGAGAAUUAUAUUCGAGACGAUGCCUGGCCACACCGUAUGCAGUAGUCUUAUCAGCAUGGAGACUGAAAUGGAGCUCGUUGGAGACACCUGCACCUGGACGGCUCUCGACGAUGCUUUUGAUCCUCCAGCGAGGAGGUCCUACAGACUGAAGUUUAUCACUGAGGACGAGGCUCAGGACUUUGCGAUGAACUUUAGCGAAGGCCAGGAGUGCGCCAGGAAGGCGGGGAUCAGCGAGGCUGCCUAUUAUGAGGAGAAUGAGGAGAAUGAUGAGAAUGAUGAGAAUGAUGAGGAGGAGUGAUGGAGGGGAGGAACUAUCAAUCACUAGGUAAUUUUUAUUGAUUAGUUGUAUUGUUAGGACGAGUUAUUUUUAAGGAUUUGGGAGUGAUGUGAUUGGAGUAGAUGGGUUUUUGAACUUUGGAGGUGGUGAUGAUACAGCAGGUGAUUUUCAGGGAAUUUCUUUUUAUUUUUUUUUUAUUGUGAAAAUUACGAACGAAUAUCUGUCGUUAUUCAUUCUUCAAUUAUUCAUAACAGAUGUGGAGAGAGGUUUGAAAAUUGAAGAAUCUAUGUAGACUGUAACGGAAUAUAAGAUUAAUAAUAAAGAAUUAUGAAUCAGUGAAA
Messenger RNA from Diachasmimorpha longicaudata, 8386 nucleotides. Its product is annotated as E3 SUMO-protein ligase RanBP2-like. Gene Ontology annotation, cellular component: nuclear pore; cytoplasm. The coding region runs from base 177 to 8066 and encodes 2629 amino acids. The record is from RefSeq and is a predicted model, not a curated record. Gene Ontology annotation, biological process: nucleocytoplasmic transport. Lineage: Eukaryota; Metazoa; Arthropoda; Insecta; Hymenoptera; Braconidae. The transcript is spliced from 2 exons. Gene Ontology annotation, molecular function: GTPase activator activity; protein binding.